AUGGAUAAAGCAGCGAAACUCAUAAAGCCGUACUUGAAAAGGUUCAUUUUACAAAUUCAUCCAGAUUACUUCCAGCUUGAGCCCAUAAAAAAACAAACCAAUGCUACUUCCUUACAAAAACUGAACGACAUUUUUUCCGAUUCGAAAGCAAUCAGGUCACCUCUAUCCGAUAAAACCGUUCGACAACCACUACAGUUAGAGUUCUAUUUGAAGAAGCAAAGACAAACAAACGCAGAUAAUAAAGUUAUAAUCGCCUUUGGUGCUCAAGAUUCAGAAUGGUCAAAAAUACAUACGUUUUUCCAACUAUGCCAAAAAGCAGGUCUACCUGUUUUAGAUGCAGAUAUGGAGACUGUCCAAGCUAUGCUACAAAAGAUGGAGGAGGCAAAUAAAAGUCAUCAUAAAAAGAUGACAUUAACUGAAGAGUUUGCAAAAAAUCUUUACAAGCAAUAUAGUUACAAAUCUACAACUUUAACUACAACAAUAACAAAGGAAGGCCAACAGGAACAGCAGCAACAGUGGCAAAUGAAAGAUAUUUUAGAUAAUGAGUUAAUCAUGUUUGGACCACUAGUUAAUAAAGAAACAAUGGCGAAAGAACUUUGUUUGCGUCUACCAAAGUUGAUGCCUGAACGAUGGUGGGGUAAACAUGGUCUUUUAGUGGUUUCUCCUACUUUUGAAGUAAAGCCUACAAAGGGAAUUAUUGUUCUUAGAGCAAACAUGAACUUGGAAGAUAUGCAAAAAUGUAUAAAAGAGCAAACCGAAGCUCGAUGA
This is a messenger RNA of Mycotypha africana, 768 nucleotides long. RefSeq lists its product as uncharacterized. The transcript has 2 exons. NCBI's taxonomy places the organism in Eukaryota, Fungi, Mucoromycota, Mucoromycetes, Mucorales, Mycotyphaceae. The record is from RefSeq and is a predicted model, not a curated record. The coding region runs from base 1 to 768 and encodes 255 amino acids.